AUGAUGAUUCUUGUACUCUGUGCCGUGCUCGCCGGGCUGUACAUCACUGGAACAGCCCUUCGUGAUCUAUUCUUCCAUCCUCUGCAUCGGAUUCCUUGCCACUGGCCAUGGGUUGCCUUCCCCCUGCUGCGCCACAUAUCAGCCGUCCGAGGCAACGUGGAUCUCGAUAUCAAGCGGUGGCACGAACGAUACGGUCCGGUCGUGCGGUUCUCACCAGAUGAGGUGUCUUUCAUCAACUCGGAAGCAUGGGAUGAGAUUUAUGGCCGCCAUGACCGCCGCUACUCUCUUCCAAAGUCCAAGUUCUCAACUAGCAACACUGCGGAUAUUAUCAAUGCGAACGAUACAGAUCACGCCAGAUAUCGCAAGGCGCUCGCCCAUGGGUUCUCCGUCAGGGGAGUCCGUGAACAAGAGUCUAUGAUCCGGAGUCAUCUCGAUAAGCUUAUAGUACAGCUCCAGUCCUCUGCGGAUUCACGCCAGUCCAUUGAUCUGGUUACUUGGUAUCGACUGACCACAUUCGAUAUUAUAGGCGAACUUGCUUUUGGCGAGCACUUCGGUGGCCUCGACCGGGGAUCUUACCAUCCAUGGGUUGCCUUUAUGACCAAGUACACGCGCCUGAUUCCCUUUUUCAAAGCCAUGGAUACCUAUCCAGUUAUCUUCCGUACCGCGUUCGCCUUGAUAUCUUCCAAUUCCGAGGCGAUCAACGAACAUAUGCAGUAUAGUCAGGAUCUAGUCCAGAAACGUAUCCACGCGACUUCGUCGAGCGUUCAGGGCCGCCCGGACUUUGUGGACUCCAUCAUGCGCCAACAAGGUACAAAGAACGAGAUGUCCGAGAGGGAGAUUGAGGCCAAUGCCAGCGUUAUUAUCAUUGCAGGGAGCGAGACUCCAGCCGAUCUACUAUGCGCGGUGACAUACUGGCUUCUACGGACACCCGAGGUCCUUCUUCGUGUCCGGAACGAGCUGCAAGAUGCCUUUGCCACCCCAGCUGAAAUCACCUUCGAUGCCGUCGCCACAAAGCUGCCGCUUCUGACAGCAUGCCUUAAUGAGGCUUUGCGGCUAUAUCCCUCCGUUCCCGGUGGCUUGCAGCGCGUGACAGAAGCUUCAACGACCCUCAAGGGGUUUACUAUCCCUCCUUACACCCAGGUCGGCCUCCACCAGCUCUCAGCAUACACCUCACCGUCCAAUUUUCGCCGCCCAGAUUGCUUCCUCCCAGAGCGUUGGAAUACAGAAGUACCCAGUAACCCGGCGUCGCCCUUUUACAAUGACAACCGCGAGGUAUUCCAACCCUUCUCGGCCGGGCCUCGCAACUGCAUUGGCAAGAACAUGGCAUACGCAAUAAUGCGAACCGCGCUUGCCAGAAUGCUGUGGGAAUUUGACCUAGAGCUGUGCGUUGAGAGUGAGAACUGGCAUGUACAGAAGACAUAUGGAUUAUGGGACAAGAAGCCGUUGCUUUGCCAGCUGCGCAAAAGGGCAGGGCCAAGAGAUUAG
This is a messenger RNA of Aspergillus homomorphus CBS 101889, 1485 nucleotides long. RefSeq names its product cytochrome P450. The record is from RefSeq and is a predicted model, not a curated record. Gene Ontology annotation, molecular function: heme binding; monooxygenase activity; oxidoreductase activity, acting on paired donors, with incorporation or reduction of molecular oxygen. Lineage: Eukaryota; Fungi; Ascomycota; Eurotiomycetes; Eurotiales; Aspergillaceae. Bases 1 to 1485 code for a protein of 494 amino acids. The transcript has 2 exons.